AUGGAUCCUAUACUUCUAGAUGAUGUGAAUGAUGUCCUUAAACGCGAAAAAUUAUUUAAAAAACAUGCACUUAAACACCUUCAGUCACUCACUUUUUCUAAACCAGAUAUUUCUUACAAAUCUGAAUUGUUAAGAACACAAAAAGAAUUAGAUGAUUUAGAGAAAGAAUAUGUAGAUGUAGACAACAAUAAGAAAAUUCAAAAGAAUGAGAAGAAAAUACAAAAAGAAAUAAAGAAAAUAGAUGAAGAAUCAGAAGAAAUAGAAUAUGAACCAGAAUUGAGUAGAAAAGAAAGGAGAGCGAAAAAUAAAAAGAAGUAUCCUUCAUUUUUAACUAAAGGUAAAAAGAAACGAGAGAUGAAAUCGAGGAAGAAAGCAAGAAGGCGAAGGCGUAAUUAA
Messenger RNA from Vairimorpha ceranae, 396 nucleotides. RefSeq lists its product as hypothetical. The record is from RefSeq and is a predicted model, not a curated record. The coding region runs from base 1 to 396 and encodes 131 amino acids. Lineage: Eukaryota; Fungi; Microsporidia; Nosematidae. The transcript has a single exon.